Messenger RNA from Ilex paraguariensis (yerba mate), 1211 nucleotides. NCBI's taxonomy places the organism in Eukaryota, Viridiplantae, Streptophyta, Magnoliopsida, Aquifoliales, Aquifoliaceae. The record is from the annotation of a GenBank genome assembly.
GAGAGAGAGACAGACGUUAGAAGGGUAUGUGCAGCAAGAACAGUCCUUUUAGCAUCAGACGAGCCAAACUCAUCUCUAUGAGCAAGAAAGAAACCACUGUAAGGACCCUUAAAACCGCUCACAAAACCAGGACAAAGACCAAAAAACCCAAGUUUCUCAGCUUACGCCUUGAACUUUCGCCGGAAAACACUCAACAAUCUGUCAAAAUGGCCACGACAACCACCCCCCAUGACUGCCGUAAGCAUCAACUCAAUCUAUUCCCACUUCACCCGGAAAGCAUAGUCGAAGACAAGGAAACCCACGACGACAACGUCGCAAACUUCUUCUCCACCGCCGACGGAGGCGCCACCACUCUGACCGCUCUUUUUGGCACCUCCGGGUCUUCUUCUGAAGAUGAAAGCCCUCUGCCGCCACCGUACGCCUACAGGGACUCAAACGAGGACGGUGAAGUACUUGUACGGACGGCUAUGAAGAACAAAGAGAGGGACUCGAGUGAAGAGAAAUGGGUGUGUUACUCGGAGGUGGUUGAGAGGAAGGAGGAGGAAGUCACGAGCUCUGCAGUUGAUCAUUUGAAACAGAGAAAUCGUAUACAUCAAGGGUUGUCGUUGAAGCUUGAUUAUGAGGAGAUCUUGAAUGCUUGGUCUCAAAAGGGCUCGCUUUAUAUCCAUGCGGAGCCUCCACAAACAGUUCCUGAUCUCCAUGAAGACUUCCUCGGCCAUGGCACCACCAAUGGGCCGAGAGAUGGAUGGCAAAACAAUGGAGGGCUGUGGAGUGUUCCGGAGAUGAGUGGAAUGAGCAGCAGUGGCCAAUUGAAAGUGAAGGAAGAAGUAGAAGAAGAAGGAGACGAAUGGAAGAUGGCACAUAGAGAGGCUAGUGUUUUAAGAUACAAGCAGAAGAGGCAGAAUAGGCUCUUCUCUAAGAGGAUUCGAUAUGAAGUUCGAAAGCUCAAUGCUGAGAAACGCCCUCGUGUGAAGGGGAGAUUCGUGAAGAAAAAUUGAGAGUGCCUACUUUUGGAACUUAUCAUAUUACUGAUAAGAAAAGAUAGGUGUACCGAUGGUUUUGGUUUUUGGUUUUCAUCUUUUCCCAUUUUGCCCGUGCUGUCAUAAAUUGGGAUGGCUUGUCAUAAAGGAGCUAUCCCCAGAAAAUAAAAGUAUAGAACUACUGUACAAAUGUAAAUGCAAAUGCGAUCAGCUUGAAAAAAUGGAUCAGAU